Messenger RNA from Plasmodium berghei ANKA, 891 nucleotides. Its product is annotated as BIR protein. The transcript is spliced from 3 exons. NCBI's taxonomy places the organism in Eukaryota, Apicomplexa, Aconoidasida, Haemosporida, Plasmodiidae. The coding region runs from base 1 to 891 and encodes 296 amino acids. The record is from RefSeq and is a predicted model, not a curated record.
AUGAAUGAUACUCUAUGUUUAAAAUUUGAUUUUUUGAGGUAUUAUUUACCUGCUGAAUUAGGCGGAACCGCAAAUUUUGAAUUUAAACAAAUUACAAAUUUCAAUAAGUACUGCCCUAGUGAAAACUGCAAUACUGAUCUCGAAAAAAUUACAAUUGGAUUUUUAUGGUUACUUGAACAAUAUUUUACUAUAUCCAAAGAUACAGAUGAUUAUAAUGAAAAUAAUACAAAUGCAUUUUUUCUAUAUAUUAUUUCAUGGUUAAGUUACCAAUUAAAGCAAAAUUCAGAGCACAAUACCACCACAAUAAACGAUUUUUAUACUAAACAUGUAAAAAAUAGUGGUAAAUAUAGUAAAUUUAUAAAUGAUUCCAGUAUUUGUGCAAAUCUUAAGGAAAUCAUAGAUAAACAAAAAGAUUUGUUCAAUAUUGAUAUUGAAGAUCUGUCUAAAUUUUAUGAUGCAUUCAAAUUAUUAUGUAAUAUUUAUGGCAAUGUUGCAAAGAAUGAAAAAAGCGGCACCCUGUCAAAUAAUGCGAAUAAUUUUGUUGAGAAAUAUACAGAUCUCAACGAUUACUAUAAUGUUGAAAAUACCCCUCAUAGUCAAAUAUUGUCUGUUUUAUUAACUGAUUAUAAUAAAUUAAAAACUGAUAAAUCUGGUAAAAUUGAUAAUUCUAAACAAUUCCCAAUUCUUCCAACAGAAAAAGCAACAAAACCAUUUUCACGAAGUUCACGAAGUUCAUCUAUAAAAAUUUCAGUAAUCCCAAUGACAUUUCUUUUUUUUGCAUUACUUAUCUAUUUAGGAAUUACGUAUAAGCAUUCAUUAUUUGACUUUCGGAAAAGGCUUCAAAGACUCAAUUUAAGAAUCAAAAAAAUAAAGAGGAAAAUAAAUCAUUAA